Molecule: messenger RNA, 6209 nt
Organism: Malaya genurostris
Lineage: Eukaryota; Metazoa; Arthropoda; Insecta; Diptera; Culicidae
Gene: dlt
Product: protein disks lost
Exons: 17
Coding region: 1155-6002 (1615 amino acids)
Biological process (GO): chromatin organization
Cellular component (GO): nucleus
Source: RefSeq, a predicted model, not a curated record
UAGCCGUGGAAAGAGUGUUUUUCAUUCCCUGAGUGCGUAAUUAUUGCAAAUACUUCGCUGGAUUUCUCUUAACAUCUUUGUGUUUAAAAAAUAAUGUUUAUUACAUUUGAAGUUAUAAAGUUAUCAUCUCAGUUUGCAACCGUAAUGAUUCGUUCUACAAAUGUGUUGAGUUUGGAAAUAAGCAGAAAGUUAAUUCGUGAGUUUGAUGGAAGGUGCUUCGUGGUGAAAGUUAAGAAGUGAUUUAUUGAACGGAUUUGGUGGAAUGCAGUGAUUUGAAGGUAUAAUAAUAGUAGUGUAUGUUAAGUAUACUUCAAGUAUUAGGAUUUAGAAAAUCGGCAGAUAAACUGAACAAUACGCGAAGCCGGGUUAGAAUCGUGAGUUUUUGCUGUGGCAUUUAACGUUGCUAAAGAAAUGUUCCGUAUUGUUCGAUGAAGAAUGGCUGCAAAGGCUUAAACGAUUGCCCGAUUUAAUGCAACCAUAUAUCAUCACCUUCUUUAGCACGAAACAAGUAUUACAAUUGCCAUUCGUUGCCGGAUUAUAAUAAGGUACCUCCGAAACAGGAGUCCGGGAACCGGUACAAUCGAAGUCGGUUCGAGAAAAGUGACUGGGAUCCAUUUCCGAGUCUAUAGUCACGAUAUCCGGUCGUUAAUCGAAAACCGGGAAUCAGAAAAGCCGACAUCAAUUUGUUUAGCCGUCUACUGACAAUGACUAUCGAUUGGACUAAUUUUGAGAUCACCGAAGCCGACUCUGCCACGGCAAACAAUCCCCCCAAACGCACACACACAGCCAUACUUGCAUAACGGUUUACAGUUAGCUGUCAAACGAUCUGCCGUUUUUUAGUUGGCCUUGCCGUAAUGAUAGAAUCUGUCGGCUCGUGUAAUCACGGCAAAUGUUUUUGUUUUGUUGGUGAACGGUUUUUGAGAUAAUCAUGUUCUUCGAGGUUACCUGAAAUGUGCGAUUUUUCAAAAUAGUUUAGAACCGUUUCGAGGUGGAUUUCCGAAUGGAAAUAUGGUGUGAUUUGGGACCAACAAACAUUUCAAAAAGUGAUCAAUUGUGUUUUGUUAGUGCGGUGCUAGUGUUUUACAGUGUUAUUCGGUGAUUCAGCGGUAAGAAGUGAAGUUCAUUCGAGAAAACGAACAAAAUAUUGGCGAAACAUGGCCCAAGAAAUCUUGGAAAAAGUUUUAGCUGUCAAACUUGAAGCAGGGGAGCAGUUUCCGGCGUGGUUUUUGGCGAUAUUUGAGUGUGAACCAAGGAGCUGCUCAAUCGAAGACUUCGCCGUCCACUUUCUGGGACUAAUUAGAACACAAACAGAAGACUUCACAAAAUGCGUUCCCUCGAUGUGCGAUACGCCGAAGAAAGUCCUCCCGGUGGCGGUGGCCAACAGCGGCAGGAAGCUGUCAAUCACGUCCUCAGCCAGCAGCGAUCCGCCGGCUAACAGCAAUAAUAAUCCUCCCGUAUCGGUAUCAGCGACGACGGGGCCAUCAAUCGGGGCACCAGCAACUGAUCGGUUGCCGACCACGUCCGGCCGUCUGAAAGAAGAUACCAGUGGGAUCAAGGAACAAUUGGAUGCGUCCGGAAGUCGGCCACAAUCGGCCCGAUCGAUCUCACGUGAUUUGUUUGCCGGUGCCCGAGCCGUCGAGGAAGAACAGGAUGAGGACUUCCAUACGGGAUUUAGGAAAAUCGAUGGCAUUCAGAAAUCUUUCCCUGCGGUUGGUCCACCACCAUCGGUAACGGGAACGGAGGAUGCUUCGAAACGGCGAAGGGCCGAUCAAGUUUCAAUGACUCCGCCGAUUGUUUCAACUGAGCGGCAUCAUAGUUAUGAAAGGAACGAAAAUGAAAAACAUCCGUUCCCAGUCAUCACAGAGGAGGCAUUGUUUAGUCCAAUUCCGAACGCUAGAAUCGGUACUCCGACGACGAUUGGCAAAACCGAUGGUGGUACCAACAGCAGCACUCCGAUCAGAAACCACGGCGCCAAACCCAUCACACAUCAACUGAACACCAGCACUCCAAUCGUCAGCCUCAGCAAUCGGUCGGGCAAAGGAUCACGUAACUCGUGGAAUCUGGAUUGCUCAACGCCUAACAACAAUCAGUCGGCGCCGGGUAACGGUACUCGCCAUGAUUCACGUCGCUGUCACGAUCGAUCCUUUGGAAACUACAACCAUCACACCAGUAGCAACAGCAGCGCAAGCCGUCCGACCAGUUCACCUUGUCUGGGUGACUUCAUUACCCACUCCUCGUUGAAGUCGAAGCCUCGAAAAUCGGUAACCAAUGCCGCCGCACCCGGCAGCGCAAAUAACAGUAAAGAUAGUAGUAGCAAACCGAACUCACUCUUCAUGGAGAAUGAGUUCCCUGGGUUGAAAGCCUCGAUGCAGCCAUCGACCCCCGGAAGCGAACAGCAACGGAGUAAAAAACGCGUAACACCAAUCACGGUCAGUAAAACACUUACCAGUCGACUUGGUGGAUCCAGUUUUGAGCUUGACAAUUCGAUUAGUCCUGCCGAGGGGAAAUCUAAACGGCGCGUCACGCCUACAACGAUUUUAACUAGAUCUACCGGCUUGAACCGGCACGAUUUUACCAGUUCAUCGUUCAAAUCGGAUAAUAAUUUAAUUAACUUGACAGAAGAUAGCCUGGAAUUAGAUCUCUCUCAGAAAGACGAACGAGGUCUGUUGCGAAACUAUAAAGAUAUUAUCAGGAGCAGCUUCGAAGCUGCCGAGGAACAAAAUCCUGACACAAACCGAAUGCUUCAUACUGCCCUACGGAAUUCUAUCAUAACACCACGCAAACUAGCAGAAGGAUUAGCCAAUGCUCAGCCGGUUCGAAUCGAGCUGAAUCGGGUUACACUACCAGUCCUGAUUAAUCGUUUGGUAGACGUUUACACCGUGCUAAUUGACCUCAACCUUACCCCAAAUGUCCUGUCCGAGGUAUCGUAUUUAAUAAACUUAAUCAACACCGAAUUUGAUCCACUGGUAUGUUCACCGCCGGACACUGCUGAGGAUUGCGGUUUGGAUAAACCGGCUGUACAAGUUUUGAGCGUGUUGAAAAAUCUGAACAAUUGUGUCUACUUUGCAAUGGAAGCACUUAACCGACAGAAAAAUCUGCUAGCACUUCUCGAUAGCACAACCCUUAAGGUGCUGAUUGAAAAUGAACGGAUUGCCACACUGAAUCAACCACUGAAUGAUUUCCUGAAGGAUUGUUAUGCACAAAAACUGCAAUUGGAUUGCAGUGGACAAAAAAUUCUCGAUGGGACCAUGCAUGUGGCCAACAGUGGCAGCGGAAUCAAUGUUUUCUACCAACAGGAAGCCGACACCAGAGAGCAUUUUCCCUCAGAUCGGGAGUUUGGGGCCUUCAAGAAGCAGCGGGACAUGUUUUGUACAAUUUAUAGGACGUGGGAUCUUAAGCACCUAAAUCCGACGUGGAACUUUCUGGCGGAGCUCGGAACGAAGGUUCGCUCGCUGUCGGCUAUCAUGGACCAUCCAAUCAAUAUGGCACACCUGGCGAAGCUAUUCACGGCACAGUUGGUACAGUCCUGCAACUUUGAUAACGCAGCUUCCGAACUGGCGAUGGACUUGCCGAACGUGGACCCGGCCAAGCUGGUAAAACUCCGCCAGAGACUGGUCGCACCCAGUCAGUUCUCCACACAGUACCUUUUCCCGGGCAGUCAGGCGUUUUUCCGCGAUUUUAUCAUCGCCAGCGAGACCAAUCAAAUAUUCAUCGAGCAGUUGAAGGCCGGGCUGAUCCACGAGCUGCUGGAGAUGAACGGUUCCUCGUACGAGGUGCUGAACGUUUCUGUCUCCGAAAAUCAGCACGACAGCGAGUAUGUGGUUCGGCCGGAAUCGACGACAACAAUGCGUGUCCUGGCGAAAUUUAUCGGCUACAUCAUCUCAAGGCCAUUCAACUUCGAUAGCUGCAGGAACACAACGGUGGAAAAUCGGCAAAUCGAGCUUCGUAAUGUGCUUCUACCUCUAUUUGACGUGAAAUCGAUUCUGCUAAGAGCCAUAGCAGAACGAAAACUUAUCAUCACCGUGCCUUGGUUGGUUCAAUAUUUGGCCAUGCUGGAUGGAAUCACCCUUCGCCUGAGCUACUACAGGGAACUAUUCGAUGUUCUGUACGAGCUGUACCUGAGAACGACGGCGUACGAUGGUCGCACCGAGAGAAGACUACUCGCAACACCCACAUCCAAGUUCAUUAUUCGGGCGUGCUUGGGGUGGUUGUUUGAACAUCCGAAUAUCCCAGAGGAGUACUACAGUUAUCGCCAGGAGAGACGGUCCCUGCUCUCCACUGAUGAAGGAUUGCACAAUUAUAAAAAAAUAACCGUACUUGUGGACAAUGGAAUCUCGGAAGAUCUCGAAACCAGUCCAUUAAUUCUAACGAAAAUCGAUGGCCGCUCUCAAGGGACUAUGAGCUGUGAGAUGAGACCACUGAGAAAGCAAAUUAGUGAAAGUGGUUUCCUGAAAAACGAUUUAAUAGCUCCCAAGGUUUCCCUGAACCCUUUGCUUGAAAGCAUAUUAAAUGCCGCUUGUCCGUUCCUGGCGGAUUUUCGCGUUUCGAUGAUGCCAUCGAAACUGGAGAAGACCGUUUCCCGCUCCGGCAGGUAUCGUCAUAUCACGACCAAAUAUUCCGGGGCUACCACAGUGGUGGGUAGCAGUCAGAAACCAACGACUAACGACCAACACAAACUAUUGGAAGCGUUCCUGCGUUCCCAGAGCCUAUCGGUUCGUCGCACCGUAGAGUUUGUAAUCGAACGGACCUCAUCGGCGGCGAUCAAAGAUUUUCAAAUCACGCAUCUCCUGCCCCGUAGAAAGCAAACAUCCGAACAAAUCGCCGCACUACAGACCGAAUCCAUUUCCCACGCCACCAAGGAGAUUUACGUGAUUUGUUCAGCGGCGCUAGCCGAAAUCAAUGCCAGCUGGGACUCGCAUGUGCCACCGAUGUUGGCCCGCCGAAUUCAGGAAGCAUUUGAUGCAUUGCUCCCGAGUGAAACCUUGGAACCGGUAAAACGAACGUGUAUUAAUCUUGCGCUGGAACGGUGCCUUGUCAAAAUCAACGAAUGGCGGCAGACACACAUGUUCGAGAUAGACUUAUUUUGCAAGGACAUCCCAAGCGAAGCAGCGAAAGUGGUGAAAGAAGCCACUAGUAAGCAGAACUUUGUCCUUUCGAACUUAACGGUGAAGCUGGAGCAGACUCCGCACACGGUUGUGUACGAUCGACUUCAAACCAUGAUUUACUUGGCGGCUUCACUCCCGGAUGAAUUGGACCCGAUCGAAGUGAAAGGAUUCAUUGCGCUCACAACGCGCUAUCUGGACGAGCAGGAUGGAACACCUGCGAUGAAUAAAACACUCGCAUUCAUGAUGCUACAACUGGCAUUGCUAAUCGUGAUCAAUCGUUGUGAUUUAAUUGUACCUGAUUUAGUGCAAAGUUUGUUAUCUGUUUGGAAACACGGAAAAUUGAAGGAAUUUUGUACGAUUCCAAGUACUGCCGAUGACGACAACGAAGAGGACGAAAUAGAAAAGCUUAUUAUCAAUAAUACCCUGGAGGACGGCGAGAGGCCAAUGGUGGACGAGGAAGAUAUCCGUCGAAUCAGACUGAGGAAACAGCAAUCGGAAAGUAACUACAUCUUUUCGACACUGGUCAGCAACCGUUGCAUCCGAAUGAUGGCACAUCGUGACACGGACCAAGUGUUUGCUUGUUUUGCUAGUUUCAUCAACAGUAUGGUGGACUGUAAUCUGAUCAACAUCCGUCGGUUGAACGAACAGUUCGUGAAGAUAUUUAACGAAGACUGGCACCAGCGCACUCUGGAGCGCGUCUCGCUUCUAAUGGAUGCCGUUCUGCGAGGAACUGCUCGAACAACCGGUGCUCAUACCGCAGCCGAAGAAGGGACUACCGUUGACGGACUGGACGCGGUACGAGCGAUCAGGCGUAAAACCAACAACGUAGACGAUUCGCACUCGCAGCUGUUCCUGGAAAUGCUUUCGGAUUUGGCACGCGAAAUUGAGGAUUUCUGAUACUUAAUUAUGUUGACACGACAGUCCGCAGAUGGAUUGCGGUAACCCAGCACAGCAGUUCAGUGUUAUCUGUUCUAGCGUUUUGAUAUUAACUUGUUUUACAACUUUUUGUGUAAUUUUAUUCUAUUUCGUAUGAAGUUAUGUGUUCAGUUUGUUCAACUUUUUAUAAUUUUGAUUCAAAAAUUAUAGCACUCAAAUGUAUUUGUC